GUUGAUUAUCUGACAGACUGACUUUUGAGAAGUUUCUUGAAAUUGCUGCUUAAUUCGAUCUUUGCAGCAGCUCAAUCUGUAGGCUGCUUUACGCCAGCACUCCGUGCAGUCACAGUCCCUAUUCCACUCAACAAAUGAAAUCUUCUGAAGCCUAAGGUGCGUGUUGGAGAGGAGCAACCCCAACGCGGAGAGAUUAGUUCAGUUCGGGCGCGGAUCUGAGAUACCAAAGAAAUGAGUGUGAAGACCAGCAUGACUAACCAGGAGAAGUGGGUCACCCUGAGCCCUGCAGAAUUCUCCCAGCUACAGAAGUACACCCAAUACUCCACAAAGAAACUUAAAGAUGUUCUGGAAGAAUUCCAUGGAUCUGGUGUACUCGUGAAAUAUAACCCAGAGCAGAAGCAGGAUGUUCUCAGUCAGCCAAUAGACUUUGAUGGCUUCAAACUGUUUAUGAAAACAUUCCUGGAGGCUGAGUUGCCUGAUGAUUUCUGUCAGCAUCUGUUCCUGUCAUUCAAGAACAAAGUUCCACACUCGGAUGACAUGUUCAAAUUCAAACCAAAAUUGAUUUUAGGAGGAUUUAGAACAAUCAAAGGAAUCCCAUCUCCUUCUGUAACGUCUUCCCUUGCCAGCAACGAUGAGUCAGAUGUGGUUCAGUUGAAGGAUAUUGUUUGCUACCUAUCAUUACUAGAAGGAGGACGACCUGAGGACAAGCUGGAAUUUAUGUUCCGUCUUUAUGACACUGAUGGAAAUGGAUCGCUAGAUAGCUCGGAACUCGACCAGAUCAUCAGUCAGAUGAUGCAUGUAGCAGAAUAUCUUCAAUGGGAUGUGACUGAACUCAAACCAAUUCUCCAGGAGAUGAUGGAUGAGAUUGAUUAUGACCAUGAUGGUACAGUCUCCCUGGAAGAAUGGAUUCAGGGAGGAAUGACCACAAUCCCACUUCUUGUUCUCUUGGGUCUGGAAACGAAUGUGAAGGAUGAUGGGCAACACGUAUGGAGACUGAAGCACUUUAACAAACCUGCAUACUGCAAUCUUUGUUUGAACAUGCUGAUUGGUUUUGGCAAGCAAGGCCUCUGCUGUUCCUUCUGCAAGUAUACAGUUCAUGAGCGUUGUGUGGCCAGAGCCCCACUAUCCUGCAUUAACACCUAUGUCAAGUCAAAAAAGAAUGCUACUGUAAUGCAUCACUUUUGGGUGGAAGGAAACUGCCCAAAAAAAUGUGACAAGUGCCAUAAAGCCAUCAAAUGUUAUCAGGGACUUACAGGUCUUCACUGUGUAUGGUGUCAGAUCACUCUCCACAACAAGUGUGCUUCCCAUGUGAAACCUGAAUGUGAUUGUGGACCACUGAAAGAUCAUAUCUUACCACCUUCUUCGAUUUGUCCCAUUGUACUGGAAAGACAAUCUACUGUGAAGAAAAGAGAUGAUAGUUCCCAACAAACAAAAAAAUCAGAGGAGCGCACCAAAAUUCAAAGAGCUAACUCUGUCACUGUGGAUGGACAGGGACUACAGAUCACGCCGAUUCCAGGCACACAUCCACUUCUGGUGUUUGUGAACCCUAAAAGUGGUGGGAAGCAGGGAGAAAGAAUCUUCAGAAAAUUCCAGUUUCUUCUGAAUCCACGCCAGGUUUAUAGCCUUGCCAGUAGUGGACCUACGCCAGGGUUAAACUUUUUUCGAGAUGUUCCAGACUUCAGAAUUUUGGCUUGCGGUGGAGAUGGAACAGUCGGAUGGAUCCUAGAUUGCAUAGACAAAGCAAAUUUGCCUCAACAUCCUCCAGUGGCAGUUCUUCCACUUGGAACAGGCAAUGACUUGGCAAGAUGCCUUAGAUCAGGGGGAGGUUAUGAAGGGGAAAGUCUGAUGAAGAUAAUUAAAGACAUUGAGAACUGCACAGUGGUCAUGCUGGAUAGGUGGAAAAUUGAGGUGAUACCACAUGACAAAGAAGAAAAGGGAGAUCCUGUACCUUAUACUAUUAUCAACAACUACUUUUCUAUAGGAGUGGUAAAGGAAAUGUGUCAUAUGGGCCAUAACAUGAAAAAAAAACACCCGGUAAAGUUUGGAGGCCGAAUGAAGAACAAAUUCUGGUAUUUUGAAUUUGGGACGUCUGAAACAUUCUCUGCCACCUGUAAAAGGCUACAUGAAUAUGUAGAGAUAGAGUGCAACGGAAUCCUGCUGGACUUGAGCAAUAUGCCCUUGGAAGGGAUAGCUGUUUUGAACAUACCAAGCAUACAUGGUGGAUCAAACCUUUGGGGAGAGAGCAAAAAAAGACGAAGCUAUCAUCGAGGCAGUAAAAAGGUGCCAGAGAAACGGGCAACAGUUAUAGAUGCCAAGGAACUGAAAUUCUGUGUUCAAGAUGUAAGUGAUCAGUUAUUCGAAGUGAUUGGUCUGGAAGGGGCCAUGGAGAUGGGACAGAUCUACACUGGACUGAAAAGUGCGGGGAAAAGACUAGCCCAAUGCUCUCUGGUAACCAUCAGAACUAGUAAGUUCCUGCCAAUGCAGAUUGAUGGAGAACCUUGGAUGCAGACUCCUUGUACAAUUACAAUAAGUCACAAGAACCAGGCUCCGAUGUUGAAAGCUCCACCUCCCAAGACUGGUUUUGUAUCCUCAGUCAUCAAGCGAACCAGGAACUAA
Messenger RNA from Rhincodon typus (whale shark), 2616 nucleotides. RefSeq names its product diacylglycerol kinase, beta (gene dgkb). The record is from RefSeq and is a predicted model, not a curated record. The transcript is spliced from 29 exons. NCBI's taxonomy places the organism in Eukaryota, Metazoa, Chordata, Chondrichthyes, Orectolobiformes, Rhincodontidae. Gene Ontology annotation, biological process: diacylglycerol metabolic process; lipid phosphorylation; intracellular signal transduction. The coding region runs from base 232 to 2616 and encodes 794 amino acids. Gene Ontology annotation, molecular function: calcium ion binding; ATP-dependent diacylglycerol kinase activity. Gene Ontology annotation, cellular component: plasma membrane.